UCCACAGGAGGCUUUUUGUGGUUGUAUCUGUAUUUCUUUCUAAGUUGGUUCUCCAUUUAAUGGUUUUGAUAAUGGACCUUAUUUGGCUGGCAGUACAACAUGAAACUUCUCAUUGGGUAUUUUCAAGACUGUCACGGGGAAUCAGCUGCCAGUUUACUGCAAUGUGGAAUGCUGCACGAGAUUCUGGGAUCCGACUCAAAAUGCUAAUUUCAAAGGUCGAGUGAAGCUGUGGCUCACGUUUUCCUGUGCCUGCGCUCUCUGCAGGCAGAACAAAGACCCGGCCCGAGGAGGCAGAGGCUGAAACCCAUCUCAAAUCUUUUUCCUCAGAUAAUUGUGGAAUCAUGCCUGAAAUGCCGGAGAACAUGGAACAGGAGGAAGUUAACAUCCCCAACAGGCGGGUUCUCAUUACUGGUGCCACUGGGCUUCUUGGCAGAGCUGUGUACAAAGAAUUUCAGCAGAAUAAUUGGCAUGCCGUUGGCUGUGGUUUUAGAAGAGCAAGACCAAAAUUUGAGCAGGUCAAUCUCUUGGAUUCUAAUGCAGUUCAUCACAUCAUUUAUGAUUUUCAGCCUCAUGUCAUCGUACAUUGUGCAGCAGAGAGAAGGCCAGAUGUUGUAGAAAAUCACCCAGAUGCUGCUUCUCAACUUAACGUGAAUGCUUCUGGGAAUUUAGCAAAGGAAGCAGCUGCAAUUGGAGCAUUUCUAAUCUACAUUAGCUCUGAUUAUGUUUUUGAUGGAACAAACCCACCUUAUAGAGAGGAAGACAUACCAAAUCCCCUAAAUCUAUAUGGCAAAACAAAAUUAGAAGGAGAGAAGGCCGUCCUGGAGAACAAUUUAGGAGCUGCUGUUUUGAGAAUUCCUGUUCUGUAUGGAGAAGUUGAAAGGCUUGAGGAAAGUGCCGUGACUAUUAUGUUUGAUAAAGUGCAGUUCAGCAACAAGUCCGCCAACAUGGACCACUGGCAACAGCGGUUCCCCACGCACGUCAAAGACGUGGCCACCGUGUGCCGUCAGCUAGCAGAGAAGAGGAUGCUGGAUCCAUCAAUUAAGGGAACCUUUCACUGGUCCGGGAACGAGCAGAUGACUAAGUAUGAAAUGGCGUGUGCAAUUGCAGAUGCCUUCAACCUCCCCAGCAGCCACUUAAGACCGAUAACUGACAGCCCUGUCGUAGGAGCACAACGUCCGAGAAAUGCUCAGCUUGAUUGCUCCAAAUUGGAGACCUUGGGCAUUGGCCAGCGAACACCAUUCCGAAUUGGAAUCAAAGAGUCACUCUGGCCUUUCCUCAUUGACAAGAGAUGGAGACAGACGGUCUUUCAUUAGUGUAUGUGUGGUGGUGGGGGUGGUGGUGGUGGUUUUUUAAAACGAGAAGUCAAGAAGUCAUGGCACUUUUUAAAGAAAAAAGGAAAUAGUUUUGUAUGAGUGCUCUUCAAUUGUGAUUCAUGAUCUUUCAGGUAAAUGAUGCUCUUGCACUAGUGAAUUGUCUAGGGAAACUUAAGGGCAAUAAUGCCUUGUUUGAAGUAAUGAUUUUCUCAUUUUGUUCUGCCUCAAUUUGCUGUGUGAAUAUAGUAAAUUAUGAUUUUCAAGUAUUUGAGAGCCAGGAUGAAACACGUCUGCUGUAGACUUUUUUUGGGGGAGGGGGAAGAAAUGCAUUGUUCAUUCCUAUAAAUAAUCUCUACAUUUUCAGGACUUUUACAACUGUUUAUCCUUUUAUGUUUUAAAUUGUGUUAAAUAGGAUACAAAUCAUUGGUGUUCAUGUUUGCUUUGCUUGAGCUCAGAUCAAAAUGUUUGAAGAAAGAAACUUUAUUUUUGCAACCUAAGUGCAGUUUUUAUGCUUGAGAUAUUUCAACAUGUUAUGUAUAUUGGAACUCCUGCAGCUUGAUACCUCCUGCUUUUGUAGCAGUGAACGGUGAAUGUUUGAGAGAGAGAGACUGUGUGUAUGUGUAUGUAUAUGUAUUUUUUAAAUAUAUAUGAAACUGUCCUUUUCACUCCAUGUCACUAAGUGAUAUUUCAUAUGUGCGGUUAUACUAAUAGUAAUGGGCCUUGUAAGUCUUGACCAUUCAUGAAUAAUAAUAAAUACGUACUGCUGGCAUGGUAA
Cervus elaphus (red deer) is the source of this 2088-nucleotide messenger RNA. It is a transcript of the gene MAT2B, whose product is annotated as methionine adenosyltransferase 2B. The transcript is spliced from 7 exons. NCBI's taxonomy places the organism in Eukaryota, Metazoa, Chordata, Mammalia, Artiodactyla, Cervidae. The coding region runs from base 342 to 1313 and encodes 323 amino acids. The record is from RefSeq and is a predicted model, not a curated record. Gene Ontology annotation, molecular function: methionine adenosyltransferase regulator activity. Gene Ontology annotation, cellular component: methionine adenosyltransferase complex. Gene Ontology annotation, biological process: S-adenosylmethionine biosynthetic process.